Caenorhabditis briggsae is the source of this 774-nucleotide messenger RNA. The record is from RefSeq and is a predicted model, not a curated record. Bases 1 to 774 code for a protein of 257 amino acids. Lineage: Eukaryota; Metazoa; Nematoda; Chromadorea; Rhabditida; Rhabditidae. The transcript is spliced from 4 exons.
AUGUCCUCGAAGAAACGGUACGGAACAUAUGGCCGAGCAAUAACAUCUCCAGCCCUUCUUUCGUCUUCCGUCGGUUGGACUCGUCCUGAUGCCACGUCACAAAUCGAUCGUUUGAGGUCUCAAGCAACAUCGGUGAUCAGUCCUCCACCACAUGAAUACGCUGUUCCACAUGCAUUUGGAGGUGGAAGUAGUAAUGGAACCCUUGCAUCAAGACCACCGGCGGAUCCGAAACAACCACAAAGAAGUCGGGCGGAACGGUUGAGACACCGAAUCAGUGAGAGAAGAACGAAUGCCUAUAUGAUCCCUCCAUCGAGUACGGGAAGAGAUACAGCAAUAGAUGCAUUGAUGAACAAAUAUCUGAACAAAUCGAAAGAAAAUUUAGAAGAUGGAAGGAAAAGUAGAGAAAGUAAGGAUAGAAAAUUUCUGAAAACAAAAACAGGACUAUUGAAAAAAUAUGUUCAAGGUUCGCGAGCCCAGGAAUUGUUAGCUAGAACGAAUCGAGAGACAUCUCCAACUAUUGAUUCGCUGAUGAAAAGAUACGGUAACAACAAUGCAUCAGCACAUCGGAUCAAAGAUUCAACUACCGUAUCCAGGAGAGAAUCCAUGGAGAAUACUGAAAACGAAAAUUCUAAAUCACUGGAAAACAAAUCUUGCAAAGAAGCACGAUUGAGUGGCAGUGAUGUUAGAAUUAAGUGGGAGGUAACAAAUCAGGAGGUCAAACCAACAUCUUCUGUGAAAAGAUUCAGUAUUACCAUUGAUCCAUCAGGCAAGUGA